GACGUCAAGGUCUUGAAGCCAAUUUCCGGUGUGGCACACACGCGGAUGACGGCAACGUCUGCAACUUCUUUGCCUGAGCAACAGCCGCGGCACAUUCCCAUCAGAUCGAGAAAGUCCGGCGUGGCAACGGAUCUCCCUCCAACGAGCAGCAUGGGGCCUCGAGUGGAGCCUCCGAGUAACGUGCGCUCGCCCACGGCAAGCAAGAGGCGCAUGAAGAAGUUCCGGGACGUCGUGUCCCCGUUGGACCCAGCUGAUGCGCGUUCCGGUGUGCACAGCUCCGAGUUCCGCGGGUUAUAUAACCUGGCGAUGCUGGCUGGAGUGCUCUACGUGUUCACGACGCUCUUCACCAACCUUCUCGUGAGGAAAGAACCGGCCGACUUGAAGCUGCUGCUGUCGGUCUUCUACUCGACCCAUUUGCUCGAGGUAUUGGCCACCUUUGUGUGUCAAGCUCUGUACGCCUACACGGCACUGAUCCCUGUGUACAUGGCGGGCACCAACACGUUAUCCAACCGUCUGCUUAUCAACAUCGUGCACCACACGCUUCAAAGUCUACUCUUCUUCUUCACGAUCGUCUUCAUUGUUUGGCGCGACUGGAACCUCAUCCACGCCGUAUCAGCAUUUAUUGAAGGUCUCGUCCUGUUGAUGAAGAUGCACUCCUACAUCCGUACCAAGCUGGAGAUCGCACGCACUGAGAACAAACCGCCAUCACCAGAUAUGAAAGACUUUACCAUGUACUUGCUGAUCCCGUCGCUGGUGUACGAACCAAACUUCCCGCGUACGAACCGAAUUCGUUGGGGAUACCUCGUUGAGAAGACUUUCUCGGUCAUUAUGGGGAUUUCGAUGCUGUACAUCAUCGUUACGACACACGUCAUGCCUCGACUGGAGGAUUCCGGUACAGUGAAUCCGGUACUAUCGAUCGUGAGUCUUUUGCUUCCAUUCCUGGGAUGCUACUUGCUCACGUGGUUCAUCAUCUUUGAGUGCAUCUGCAAUGGUUUCGCUGAAGUGACCUAUUCGGCUGACCGGGACUUUUACGCGGAUUGGUGGAACAGCACAACGUUCGACGAGUUUGCUCGCAAGUGGAACAAGCCAGUGCACGAGUUUUUAUUACGACAUGUAUACUUGGAGACUCUGGACUCGUACAAGAUCUCUAAGACGUACGCCACUGUAUUCACAUUCUUCAUGUCUGCAGCUCUUCACGAAUGCGUCUUCAUCCUCAUGUUCCGUACAGUCAAGAUGUACUUCUUCACUCUUCAGAUGGUGCAGUUGGUUAUCAUCGUAUACGGUCGUGGACUGCGUGGCUCGCGCCUGGGAAAUAUCACCUUCUGGCUGGGUAUGAUCCUCGGUCUCCCGCUACAAGCCGUCAUUUACAGCCGCGAAUAUCACGGUGGUGAGCCGAUCUUUAUGGUCAUCAUGAUGCCGGCAAUGAUCUUCGGGUUUGGCGGAGUUCUCGUUGCUUCGCUGAUGCAUCUCAGCAAAACGAGGAAGAAACGAGCAUAAAGACUGCUAAGGCUGAUAUAAUAGUACGCCAAGAGAAACGUAGAAAGCGAGUAGGUAGUAAGUAUCAACAACAUGAUAGCUUUUAUGACGAGCAGUACAGUCGAGUGCCU
Molecule: messenger RNA, 1607 nt
Organism: Phytophthora nicotianae INRA-310
Lineage: Eukaryota; Oomycota; Peronosporomycetes; Peronosporales; Peronosporaceae
Exons: 1
Coding region: 46-1497 (483 amino acids)
Cellular component (GO): endoplasmic reticulum membrane
Source: RefSeq, a predicted model, not a curated record